Messenger RNA from Pyricularia oryzae 70-15, 2861 nucleotides. Its product is annotated as SNARE protein. NCBI's taxonomy places the organism in Eukaryota, Fungi, Ascomycota, Sordariomycetes, Magnaporthales, Pyriculariaceae. The record is from RefSeq and is a predicted model, not a curated record. Gene Ontology annotation, biological process: exocytosis; vesicle fusion; intracellular protein transport. The transcript is spliced from 4 exons. Gene Ontology annotation, molecular function: SNARE binding; SNAP receptor activity. The coding region runs from base 905 to 2404 and encodes 499 amino acids. Gene Ontology annotation, cellular component: plasma membrane; SNARE complex; endomembrane system.
GCGACCCGACCAUGCCAAACCGAUGGGACCAACCACAGCGGAUGCAACUGUUCAAUUCUCUGUACCAGACCAACCCAAGCCACCCACACACGACAAGCCUCUGGCGCGUAUGUGUGUGGUGUGUUGAUCUGUCUGCGCCUCCGUGCUACCUGCCAGUCGAGAAAAAAAAAAAAAUCUCCUCCUAUCUAAUAAGAAUGCCAUCUAUUCUUUAGUUUAUGUUAUCUCCCGUUUCUUUUUCACAAUCCUUUGUUUGUUCCCCCCUUUUCAACGUACCUCCGUAAUAACAAUCUGUAGAGGACCUACAGGCUACCGGUUAACGGGAUCGACCUUUUUUUGCACGAACCCAACUGGAAACAACCCAGUUUAGAUCAGACCAGACACAACAGGCCUUACAUCAGAUAAUAAUAGCUGUUCCAGUCAGCAUAAUCCUUGACAUAAGGAGACGAUAUAAUAUAGACUUCAUCGCAGCAACAGACCCCGGACAUCAGAAGGUAAAGGCUUCCUUCCCUUCUUCACCUGCACCGAGUCUCGGACAUCGACAAGGCCAGCACAACCACGCUAGAAUAGCAUUUCCUCAAUGGGUCACGGUUACACCCCUUUAACUGGCCACUCUUCAACCAUGAGUGUGAGUGUUUUGCCCCUGUCUCCUGUUGGACCCCCCAGAUGCGUUUCACCGAUGGGGACCCCCGGUGGGUCGUUCUUUUUCGACAGGGAAGGUCGAAAAUCUCCUUUGGGCUUCGAAACUGGUCGUCCCAAAGGCGCCACUCUCCUUUCUCUAUUUCCAAGCUUUCAACCCGUCAAACCCAAUUUCUUCAUUCCCAAAAAGCCUAUCACCAAACCUGCAGACUCACUUUUGUUCUGAUAUACUUGACAUCAACCCGCCGGCCGGACUAAUACUAACAAUAUGAGCCAGUACGGAUACGGCGGAAGGCAAAACCCCUUCGACGAUAGGGGCGACGGCGGUGCAGGUGACUACGGAGGACCACAGCCACCACGACCUCCCCCAGGGCAGUUUGGCGGCGGGCCUCGACCAGGCGGCAACCGGGGACCGGCUAUGGGACGGGACGAUUAUUCAUCAAGCCAAAACGUCGAGAUGGCAUCUCUCACACAAAACGGAGCUGGUUUCAGCGGCCAGGGCGCUUCCGGCAACAGCGAUCCCAACUUUAUUCUCAACGAGUGUCGGUCCAUCGACGACGGAGUCGGCCAGAUCGAGGGCAACCUCAACCAGCUGCGCAUGCUCCAGGACAGGUCCCUCAACGAGGCCGAUUCGACAGGCUCCCAGACGCAGAGGCAGCUCGACUCGCUCUCUUCCGAGACCAUGGCCAUGUACCGCGCGCUGACCGACCGAGUGCGCAAGGUCAAGUCGAGCCCCGAGGCCUCGCAGGCGCGCAACACGGCGCAGGUCAACCGCGUCGAUCGUCGCCUCAAGGCCGCUAUCAACCAGUACCAGCAGAUCGAGUCGGGCUUCCGGCAAAAGUCCCGCGACCAGCUGGAGCGUCAGUACCGCUACGUCCGACCCGACGCCGACGACCGCGAGGUCCGCGACGCCGUCGAGGACGCGGCCAACGGUGGUGGGCAGAUAUUCCAGCAGGCCCUGAUGCAGAGCGACCGCAGGGGCCAGGCCCGCGCCGUUCUCAAUGCCGUCCAGGACCGCCACGAGCAGAUGAAGAAGAUUGAGCAGCAGAUGAUUGAGCUCGCACAGCUGUUCCAGGACAUGGACACUCUCAUCGUUCAGCAAGACGUGCAGGUUGCCCAGAUUGAGCAGAAGGGCGAGGAGAUCGUUGAGAACCUGGACAAAGGCAACGAGGAGAUUGUGGUCGCCGUCGAGACGGCCAAGAAGACGAGGAAGAAGAAGUGGAUCUGCCUGGGUAUUUGCAUUACUAUUGUGGUUGUCAUUGCGGCCAUCGUUGCAAUCUACUUUUUGGUUAUCAGUCCGCCUCGAGCCAACAACAACAACGCCCCAGCACCCGCGGCAACUGCCACUCCCGCAGCCAACACAAACCCGAAACGAAGUCUAGGGAACGGCCUACCCGAAUUAGAGCACGUUGACUUCGACGGCGAGCGACCGGUAUUUAACAUUUACGCCCAGUCCAAGAUCGUGCUCACAGAAGAUGAGUUCAACUCCAAAACCGAGGAGGAGACAUCGCCCCUGGCUCACUUUGCCGGCAAAUCGUCUGUCAUGAAGAAGCGCUACGUGGUCACCGAGGAUGUCGGCCCCAGCCCAGACCCCACCGGCCCGCUAGGCCAGGGAAUCCCCAGCAUGCACAGCGAAGGCGGCGAGUUUGAGAAGACCAGUCGAGCAUCCGGGGGCUUGCGCAAGAAUAAGAGGCUCGCACUAUCAGGAGGGAAAGCAUUUGAUGUUGACAGCGCUACGCUUGUGGUGAGGGCCACAAAGACCGAGUAAAUUUCGGGAGGAAAAAAAAAACGCAGUCUUGUCAAUUUCUUUGCUUUUAUUUCUGGCGACUGCAUUUUUUGGCUGUUCACGGUGACACAUAUUUUGGUGUUUUUCGAGGGUUGGGGUGUCUGAUUUCCACCUUUCUUUUUCUUUUUAUUUUGUCUUACUCAACAUCACCAAAAGAGGGAAAACGCCUUGUGGCUUGAUGCCGGAGGAUCGUAGUCUGUUGUUCCUUUUCUUUUGUUUGUUUCUUCUUGACCCCUCUGUAUAUCUGGAGUCUUUUGUUUCUUGGAAGCAUUAUAGGCGUUUAAUCAAGACUUGAUAUCCUUUUGUCACUAUUUGCCUGUUGUGGGCUGUUGGGUAAUGUGGAGUAUUAAUUGGGCUAGAUCUUGUUGCAUCGUAUGUCUUCGAUAUGUUACUAGAUAACUUGCCAGUGACAAACUUUAUCUAUCACUAUACUCUAUGA